Microthlaspi erraticum is the source of this 315-nucleotide messenger RNA. The record is from the annotation of a GenBank genome assembly. Lineage: Eukaryota; Viridiplantae; Streptophyta; Magnoliopsida; Brassicales; Brassicaceae.
AUGUAUCCCCUUCUAGCCAGACUCCCUACUCGUGCUCCACCCGUUACUAUCACGGUUAAGGUUUUCCGGGUGGUCAAUCGUCUGCGGACAUUUCCACAGUCCUCGAAACUCGACUUCAUUCUAGUCGAUAGGGAAGGUACGAAGAUACAUGCAACCGUCCAACCGGACGCGUAUCACCGUUUUAGCGACCUGCCUGAAGGAUCGUGGGUUCAAAUUACUGGUCUAGCGCUAACUGGAGACACCCGGAUCACCAUAUCACGAGGCACCGGUCCAAACUCAUCAUUCCAUCUACGGCGACCGUCACACCAGCUCUGA